CUUUAGAUGGCAUAUUUGUCACUUUCUAUUUCUCGUAGAUGAAGUUUUGGUAAGCGUGGCUAAUCAAGGCACUAAAAGAAAAAUGAGCAGCUCGGAAGAAGUAUCGUGGAUCUCCUGGUUUUGCGGCUUGAGGGGCAACGAAUUCUUCUGCGAAGUUGAUGAAGAUUACAUACAAGAUAAAUUCAACUUAACGGGCCUUAACGAGCAAGUGCCCCAUUAUAGACAAGCCUUGGAUAUGAUAUUGGAUUUAGAGCCAGAUGAUGAACUGGAUGAUAAUCCAAACCAAUCGGAUCUUAUUGAGCAAGCUGGCGAAAUGCUCUACGGAUUGAUUCACGCUCGGUACAUUUUAACAAAUCGUGGAAUAGCGCAGAUGAUUGAGAAGUAUCAAGCAGGGGAGUUUGGGCAUUGCCCCAGAGUUUAUUGCGAAUCCCAGGCCAUGCUUCCCUUAGGGCUGUCAGAUGUUCCUGGAGAAGCGAUGGUGAAGACUUAUUGCCCUAAAUGUAUGGAUGUUUACACCCCGAAAUCGUCCCGUCACCAUCACACUGACGGUGCGUAUUUUGGCACGGGGUUCCCACAUAUGCUGUUCAUGGUACACCCGGAAUAUCGACCUAAACGACCCACGAAUCAGUUUGUUCCUCGACUCUUCGGGUUCAGAAUCCAUCCUCUCGCUUAUCAGCUGCAGCAGCAGGCUGCGUCUACAUUCAAGACGCCCAUUAGAGUAAUAAACUUCAAUAACGCGAAGCGUUAAAGUAGAUAGAACAAAAACCAGACAAGCAGGGAUAAAAAGGGAAAUACAAAAAUCGUGCACUAAUGUUGGUGUCGAAGGGGUACAUACAAGAUUUGCUAACUUUUUUAAAAACAUCUUCCUUAUGGAUUCCCUCUAAAAUUUGUUUUUUCAUUUUUGAUUGAAUAAUAAAAUUUGGUCCACUGUCUAAUUGCAUAAUCUGAUUUUAGAAACAUGGUGUGUUUUAAAUUCGUUGAAAUUAAGUAACCAUCCAAAAGGUAAUAAUUGUAAUAGAAUUUUUCUGUUAUUGUAAUUAGGUUAGUAUUUAUGUUGUAUAAUUACCAAUUAAUUAAUGUAUAAGAAGUACGAUAAAGUUAUUACAAUAAUUGUAAAGUUCA
Cylas formicarius (sweet potato weevil) is the source of this 1122-nucleotide messenger RNA. It is a transcript of the gene CkIIbeta, whose product is annotated as casein kinase II subunit beta. Gene Ontology annotation, cellular component: protein kinase CK2 complex; cytoplasm. The record is from RefSeq and is a predicted model, not a curated record. Gene Ontology annotation, molecular function: protein kinase regulator activity. Lineage: Eukaryota; Metazoa; Arthropoda; Insecta; Coleoptera; Brentidae. Bases 83 to 748 code for a protein of 221 amino acids. The transcript is spliced from 6 exons.